This is a messenger RNA of Myotis brandtii (Brandt's bat), 591 nucleotides long. RefSeq names its product necdin (gene NDN). Gene Ontology annotation, cellular component: nucleus. NCBI's taxonomy places the organism in Eukaryota, Metazoa, Chordata, Mammalia, Chiroptera, Vespertilionidae. Gene Ontology annotation, biological process: negative regulation of transcription by RNA polymerase II. The record is from RefSeq and is a predicted model, not a curated record.
GCGCAGCUGGUGCAGAAGGCGCACGAGCUGAUGUGGUAUGUGCUGAUGAAGGACCAGCGGCGCAUGGUCAUCUGGUUCCCGGACAUGGUGCGCGACGUGCUGGGCAGCUACAAGAAGUGGUGCCGCAGCAUCUUGCGGCGCACCAGCCUCAUCCUGGCGCGCGUCUUCGGGCUGCACCUGCGGCUCACCAGCCUGCACACCAUGGAGUUCUCGCUGGUCAAGGCGCUGGAGCCGGCCGAGCUGGAGCGGGUGGCGCUGGGCGGCCGCAUGCCCAUGAUGGGCCUGCUGCUCAUGAUCCUCAGCCUCAUCUACGUCAAGGGGCGCGGCGCCGGCGCCGUGUGGAACGUGCUGCGCAUCCUGGGGCUGCGGCCCUGGAAGAAGCACUCGACCUUCGGCGACGUGCGGCGGCUGCUGACCGAGGAGCUGGUGCAGCAGAACUACCUCAAGUACCAGCGCGUGCCCCACGCGGAGCCCCCCGAGUUCGAGUUCUACUGGGGCUCCCGCUCCACCCGCGAGAUCACCAAGCUGCAGAUCAUGGAGUACCUGGCGCGAGUGUUCAAGAAGGACCCGCAGGCCUGGCCCACCCGCUAC